Orbilia oligospora ATCC 24927 is the source of this 903-nucleotide messenger RNA. RefSeq lists its product as uncharacterized. The record is from RefSeq and is a predicted model, not a curated record. Gene Ontology annotation, biological process: proteasome-mediated ubiquitin-dependent protein catabolic process. Gene Ontology annotation, cellular component: cytosol; nucleus; proteasome regulatory particle, base subcomplex. The coding region runs from base 1 to 903 and encodes 300 amino acids. The transcript is spliced from 4 exons. NCBI's taxonomy places the organism in Eukaryota, Fungi, Ascomycota, Orbiliomycetes, Orbiliales, Orbiliaceae. Gene Ontology annotation, molecular function: polyubiquitin modification-dependent protein binding.
AUGGUGCUCGAGGCGACGAUUAUAAUCGUCGACAACAGCGAGAGUAGCAGAAAUGGCGACUACACCCCGUCUCGCUUCGAAGCACAGGUCGAUGCCGUCUCGCUCAUCUUCUCCGCUAAAACCCAGGCCAACCCGGAGUCAUCUGUUGGCCUCAUGUCCAUGGGUGGGAAAGGCCCGGAAGUACUUGCUACAUUAACUGCAGACUUUGGCAAGAUACUGUCUGGUUUACAUUCUACCAAGAUUAGUGGCAGUUGUCACCUCGCCACGGGUAUCCAGGUCGCUGGUCUCGCGUUAAAACACCGUCAGAAUAAAUCCCAACGGCAACGGAUAAUAGCUUUCGUCGGUUCUCCGAUCGCUGAAGAUGAGAAGAGUCUCAUUCGUCUGGCUAAGAAGAUGAAGAAGAACCAGAUCGCUAUCGACUUUAUCAAUUUUGGUGAGGAAGCCGAAAACACGAGCAAGCUAGAAGCCUUUAUCGCCAACGUUAAUGCAUCCGAUAAUUCACAUCUCGCCACAAUCCCACCCGGGCCACAUCUGCUCAGCGACCAGCUAGUUACCACACCUAUAUUGGGUGACGAUAGUGGAAUGGGAGUUGGAGGACCUGGGGAUAGUGGUGCUGGUGGUAGCAGUGGUGCUGGAGGGUUCGAUUUUGGAGUUGACCCUCAUCUUGAUCCAGAGCUAGCCUUGGCGCUGAGAAUGAGUUUAGAGGAAGAAAAUUCGAGACAGGAGAGGGAGAGAAAGGAGAAGGAGGAGAAGGAGAAAGCUGCGACUGCGUCUGCGAGCUUGGGAACGGUGCCGGAGGAGGAUGGGAAGAAGGAUGACGAUGAAAGUGCUCCGUUACUACCUAAGGAUGGUGAGAGCAGCAAGAAGAAGAGGGACGACGACGACAGGAUGGAUACGGCGUAG